This is a messenger RNA of Mizuhopecten yessoensis (Yesso scallop), 832 nucleotides long. RefSeq lists its product as uncharacterized. NCBI's taxonomy places the organism in Eukaryota, Metazoa, Mollusca, Bivalvia, Pectinida, Pectinidae. The transcript is spliced from 2 exons. The coding region runs from base 175 to 609 and encodes 144 amino acids. The record is from RefSeq and is a predicted model, not a curated record.
AAGGUGUGUCACGGUAAAGGUGACGUGGUCAAUGUGUGACACGGUAAAGAUGACGUGGUCAAGUUGUGUCAUGGCAGAGAUGACAUGAUAAAGGCGUAACACGUUAAAUGUGACGUGGUCAAGGUAUGUCACAGUAAAGGUGACGUGGUCAAGAUAUGUCACAGUAAAGAAGACAUGGUCAAGGUAUGUCACUGUAAAGGUGACGUGGUCAAGCUGUGUCACGGUAAAGAUAGCAUGGUAAAGGUUAGUCACGGUAAAAAUGACGUGGUCAAGUUAUGUCAUGGCCAAGAUGGCAUGGUCAAGGUGCGUCACGGUAAAUUUGAUGUGGUCAGGGUUUGUCACAGUAACACUGACGUGGUCAACGUGUGUAACGGUAAAUGUGAUUUGGUCAGGGCUUGUCACAAUAAAGAUGACAUGGUCAAGUUGUAUCACGGUAAAGGUGACGUGGUCAUUGUGUGUCACAGUAAAGGUGACGUGGUCAAGGUGUGUCGUGGUAAUGGUAACGUAGUCAAGGUGUGUCACAGUAUAGGUGACAUGGUGAAGGUUUGUCACUUUAAAGGUGACAUGGUCAAGGUGUGUCACGGUAUAUAUGACAAGGUCAAGGUGUGACACGGCAACUGUGACGUGGUCAAGGUGUGUCACGGUAAAUAUGACGUGGUCAAUGUGUGUAACGGUAAAUGUGAUUUGGUCAGGGCUUGUCACAAUAAAGGUGAUGUGGUCAAGUUGUAUCACGGUAAAGGUGACGUGGUCAAUGUGUGUCACAGUAAAGGUGACGUGGUCAAGUUGUGUCUCGGUUAAUGUGACGUGGUCAAAUUGUGUCACGGUAAAGGUG